This is a messenger RNA of Symbiodinium necroappetens, 1829 nucleotides long. The record is from the annotation of a GenBank genome assembly. NCBI's taxonomy places the organism in Eukaryota, Dinophyceae, Suessiales, Symbiodiniaceae.
AUGUCGGACGAGCAGCGUGAAGCCGUCAAAGGCAAGGCUGGCCUAAUUCUUUAUCAUGCACUCGGACACCUGCAGGCUCAUGAAGAUCCGGAUCGGCAGCAGAUGUCGAGAGAUGCCAGGCAAGUGCGCACCCUGGCACGCGAUGUGCUUCAGAUUGUGAGCGACUGUGGGGAAGAAGCAGAAGCCGGACAGACGGCUGCUUCGUGCUUCGACAGGAUCUGCUAUGCUGCGCAGAUGAUGCAGAAUUUGGGUACCGAAGAUUUUCGCGCUCACUGCCUACACUUGGCCAGCCUGUGUCUGCAGGCCACUAGGCGAGUGGAAGAGAUGCUAGUGGCAGAUGGCGUUCCCACCGCAAUCGUUUCGGAGGAGCUCGGUGGAGACUCCCCUGCCCCCUCAACCCCGCCCCCUGCCCCCUUCUACAUCCCUGAGUCGGGGACUGAAGCUGAGUCUGGGGCGAUUACAGCGCCAACCGGCACUGGGGACCCACGGGAUGCCUUCGUUCAUAGUGCCGCCGAUCCAGAACCGCAUGAGCUAGUUGUCGAAGAUUUGCCAGUGCUUCUGCCAGGAAUGCGAGAAGGUCAACUGGUUGCACACAGGCAAGCUCUGGAGAGUCAGUUGCAACAGAUGAGGGCGGAGGGGGCGGGCCUUCCCCUCGCAGAAACACUGCAUAAACUGGGCUCUGCACUUCUCGAAGAAGGGGAAGCUCAACAUGCCAGACAGGCCAUGGACGACUUACACCAGAGCUUGCAAAUUCAGCGAUGCCUGCACGAAAGCGCGGCUCAUCUCAGUAUCGCUCACACGCUGUAUCACCUGGGUCGCGCAAGCAGCAUUCUCGAAAAUCGAGAACACGCCGCACAGUGCUUUCUCGAGUCAUUUGAGAUGAGACAGCGCCUGGACCUCGAUGGCGACGGCGAAACUCUUGCGACUCUGUACCGUCUCAGCAACGAGCUUGUUUUGUCCGCGGAAUUCCGGCAAGCCCGGGUCUUUAUAAAGACGGCUCUGAAUUUGGCAGACAGCCUAUGGCCUGGCUACUUGGAUCUCUGUGCAGUUUCAGCCUCUUGCGGAGAUGCCCAGGAGCUAAUUGAAGCAGGCGAUGGUUGGGCGGACAACUUUCGGGAGGUUCUCCGCGGACGCGACCUGGAGUGCUGCCGCGUUCUCACGGCCAGGGACAAGCCCUUGACAGUUCUACCAUCAGCAGAUUCCGCCGACUUGAUUGAUGCACCUCUCCCGGAAGAUUUUCCAUUGCGAGUGUGGCUCAAGGCUCCCGGGAAGGAAGACCGCCGGACCUUGACAUCCCUUCUCCAUCUUCUUGCGGAGAUACAUGAACGACAUUUUCAUCGCCCGCAAGCCGCCGUGAACUAUUUGCGAAGGUCCCUACGCGUGGUAGGCUGUCUUGCAGAAGACCAAGACACGAAGUCCACAGCAGACGCAUUGCAUGAGCUGGGAAAGAUGCGCCUGGUCACCAAGGACUUCGAGGAGGCAGUCCGCUACCUGGAGGAAGCAUUACGCAUGAAGAGAUCUCUGUACGACGACCAAGACACUGCCAGCGUGGCAACGACUUUGAACCUCCUGGGUCAGGCCACAGUCCACAAGCAGGCAGACGCAUUGCAUGAGCUGGGAAAGACGCUCCUUGUCACCAACAACUUCGAGGAGGCAGUCCCCUACCUGGAGGAAGCAUUACGCAUGAAGAGAUCUGUGUACGAAUUGCACGACGACCAAGACCUUUCCAGCAUAGCAAAGACUUUGGACCUCCUGGUUCACGCCAAAUUCCACAGCAUGGAUCGCGCCACAUACUUCAUACUGUCGUUGAUGCUAUCCUGGAUGGGAAU